AUACAGACGCGGAUACGGAUACGGACAGGUGCGCGCCGAUCACGGCGAGGAAGAGAAUCGAGGAUGCCAUUGUUCAAGGCGCGGGCCACGCCGAGAUCGCCGGUAACGGAGAAGGCUGCGAACGGUGUGCAGUAUCGCAACCAUCAGCAUCAUCAUCAGCAUCAAGCCGGCAGUGACAAUGGUCAUGACAACGACACGAACGGUAACGGUACCGGUAGCCGGUCGGGGAACGGUGCUCCUCCUCUUCAACACGAGCUGACGAGACCGCCACCCCGGGACCCGCGGCCGUCGACGCUGGUCUUCCACUGCCAACUGGCCCACGGCAGUCCCACGGGACUGAUAUCGGACUUCAGCAACGUCCGGGAACUGUAUCAGAAAAUUGCCGAACGCUACGAUCUACCCGCGGAAGAGAUCCUCUUUUGCACGCUCAACACGCACAAAGUGGACAUGACGGAGCUAUUAGGUGGACAAAUCGGCGUGGGUGACUUCAUAUUCGCACAUAAAAAAGGCCAACCGAAAGAAAUCGAGUUGGUGAAAACGGAUGACGCGUUGGGCUUGACGAUCACUGACAACGGCGCCGGCUACGCUUUCAUAAAGCGUAUAAAGGAGGGUUCCGUGAUCGACAGGAUAAAGGUGAUCGAGGUGGGCGAUCACAUCGAGAGGAUCGACUCGACCAGCCUCGUCGGCAGGCGGCAUUUUGAGGUGGCGAAGAUGCUGAAGGAUAUACCGAAGGGCUCGACGUUCACGCUGAGGCUGGUGGAGCCGCAGAAGAACGGCUUCGGCAGCAUCGGGCCGCGUGGCGAUCUCAAGAAAGGGAAAAAGCCUGGCUACGGAUCCGGCAAGGAGACCCUGAGAUUCAAGGCUGACGGUAGCGCACAAAUCGUAGAGCAGAUUGACGAUGCUGCUGCGAUAGGCGUUGAGAAGAUUAACACUAUCUUGGAGAGUUUCAUGGGCAUUUCCGAUACGGAGUUAGCGACACAAAUCUGGGAACUUGCCGAGGGUAAAUGCAACAGUAUAGACUUCGCUGAAGCGAUAGACAAUUCCGACUUGGAGGACUUCGGUUUCACUGACGAUUUUGUGAUCGAAUUGUGGGGCGCUGUGACGGAUGCCAGAGCGGGCCGGCAUCGAUGA
This is a messenger RNA of Cyphomyrmex costatus, 1131 nucleotides long. RefSeq names its product PDZ domain-containing protein GIPC-like protein kermit (gene kermit). The record is from RefSeq and is a predicted model, not a curated record. The transcript has 6 exons. The coding region runs from base 64 to 1131 and encodes 355 amino acids. Lineage: Eukaryota; Metazoa; Arthropoda; Insecta; Hymenoptera; Formicidae. Gene Ontology annotation, molecular function: protein binding.